This is a messenger RNA of Zingiber officinale, 1089 nucleotides long. RefSeq names its product pectin acetylesterase 2-like. NCBI's taxonomy places the organism in Eukaryota, Viridiplantae, Streptophyta, Magnoliopsida, Zingiberales, Zingiberaceae. Gene Ontology annotation, cellular component: plant-type cell wall. Gene Ontology annotation, molecular function: pectin acetylesterase activity. The transcript is spliced from 11 exons. Bases 148 to 1038 code for a protein of 296 amino acids. The record is from RefSeq and is a predicted model, not a curated record. Gene Ontology annotation, biological process: cell wall organization.
GAUGGAACUGUUCCUGGAUACCAUUUCGAUCCGGGGUUUGGAUCAGGUGCCAACAAUUGGCUUGUGGACUUGGAGGGUGGAGCUUGGUGCAACAACGUCCGGACUUGUGUCUAUCGCAAGAAGACUAAUCGCGGUUCCUCAAACUACAUGGAGAAGCAAAUAGAGUUUUCUGCCAAAUUGAGCAAUAAAGUCGAAGAAAAUCCUGACUUCUACAACUGGAACAGAGUUCGCGUACGCUACUGCGACAGUGGAUCCUUUGCUGGAGAGGGCUACGAUGAGGCGAAUGGCCUUUAUUUUCGAGGCCAAAGGAUCUGGACAGUCGUUAUGGAGGAGCUCAUGUCCAAAGGAAUGCGUUCUGCUGAGAAGGCACUUCUUAGUGGCUGUUCAGCUGGAGGCUUAUCGAGUCUAUUACAUUGCGAUCAGUUCCGAGCACUUUUCCCAUCUAGCACGGUGGUCAAGUGCUUUUCUGACGCUGGGUUCUUCCUUGACGCUGUCGAUGUAUCUGGUGGUCGCUCACUAAGAUCUGUGUUCCAAGGAGUGGUGUCUAUUCAGGGGGUGACCAAGAACUUGCCUGCUUCCUGUACAUCGAGAAUGGAAGCCUCUUUGUGCUUCUUUCCACAGAACAUUGUGGAUGACAUCAAGACUCCAACUUUCAUUCUGAAUGCAGCAUACGACGUGUGGCAGAUUCAAGAAAGCUUAGCUCCCAAGAAUGCAGACCCACAAGGUUACUGGAAAGACUGUAAGUUCAACCAUUCCAAGUGCAAUGCAAGCCAAAUCCAGUUCUUGCAAGGAUUCAGGGAUGAAAUGGUUAAUGACCUGCAAGGAUUCUCUGCAAUAAAACAGAGUGGAUUGUUCAUAAAUUCAUGUUUCGACCACUGCCAAUCAGAGAGACAGGAAAGGUGGCUGGGAGACAAUUCACCUGCUAUUGGAAACAAGGGAAUUGCAAAAUCGGUGGGCGACUGGUACUUUGAACGAUCGGAAGUGAAGGCCAUAGAUUGCCCAUACCCUUGUGAUAACACUUGCCAUCAUCUGUUUUAACUGGAGAUCACAGCUACAAGAUUGUGUUGGGAAAUUGGUUUAUGUAAUCAA